AUGGCAACGGCGACUGUCUCGACGUCGGACAAACUACUUCAUAAACCGACCAGCAAAAGUUCGUCGACGACGGAGGCAACGCUACAAUCACUGUACAACCGUGCGGCGAGAGCAUUCCUUCACCGAGACGUCGCAAUCACGUUCACACUAUCAAGCGCUGCAUUCGCGCUCCUCCCACCUCCCCUCGUGCCCUCGCCUGAUCCCCUAGAUGUCCACCGGAGAAAGUGGGACAUCCUUCGCAUCACCCUUGAGACCACCGUCUUCUCUUCUACUCCAGACCUCGUUGAUUUACCACAGCCACUCCGAGAAUCCCUACUCUUGUCUCCCCAAUCAUUUAUUUCCAAUUUGUAUGCUCGAUCUCUCGCUUUGUUUACUCCUUCAUCACUCAUCCAGCAUCAAGAUAGAUUGUCCAAAUAUUGGCCGCGAGAUCACAGUGAAUCGUAUCACAAAGUUCUGGAACUCUACUGCUUGCAUGUCUUGCCUCGUUUGGGCGAGUGGGAAUAUGUCAAAGAAUUUCUGUCAUACGAGAAUGAGCUCUCGUCUGACAAAAGACGCGAACUUCAUUUGGCUCUUGAGGCUCAACAUACUCAAGCGCUAGAGAGUACAAAGCGGGAGACGCCAAAACACGAGCCUCCUCCCUCCCCUAUACCAAUACCUCCACUCCGUUCUCUAUCCUCAGCAUCUUCCUCCUCCUCUCUAUCCACCACAUCCACCCGCACCGCAGUUCCAGCAUCCCAUCGUCCAAAACUUACCCGCCAACAAUCCGCAUCUUCCACCUCUGCAGUUUCAGACGUCACGGUAACUAGAUCCCCUCGCCACCACCACAACCAAAGCAUGCCACAAGGGAGUUCAAGUGCCAGUGCUGUUCACAUCUCCCACCUCCCUCCAGUCGACCACAAUCUCGCGACUGCACAGCCCCCAACCUCCCUAGUAUUCAUUCGGUCUUAUUUCAACCACUAUUUCACCGCAAACAGAAUAGCCACUCUAUCGGUUUUGUUCUUCCUAGUUCCCCUACUGUCUUUGGUCCUUCGGAGACGGCGGCGCUUAGAGACACCUGCGGACUGGUACGGAGGAGAUUAUUCGAAACACGUGGCGAUUCGAUUGUGA
Messenger RNA from Suillus fuscotomentosus, 1107 nucleotides. RefSeq lists its product as uncharacterized. NCBI's taxonomy places the organism in Eukaryota, Fungi, Basidiomycota, Agaricomycetes, Boletales, Suillaceae. Bases 1 to 1107 code for a protein of 368 amino acids. The transcript has 4 exons. The record is from RefSeq and is a predicted model, not a curated record.